GCAGAAGCAGUUUUACAGCUCCUCCCAUCGCUGCACAUAAGUAGCACCGUUUACAGUUAACUUUGGAUUAUCAAUCACUGAUUGCCAGCAAAACAGAGUAGAUCUCAUCAUACCGCAUUUGUACUCUUGAGUAGCUUUCUUUUACUGUUUUCCCAUUCAAUGAUGAGGCUGUCGGAACCAGUAUUGGACAUGGACAUGGCAAACUACAGUGAAGUCUUAGAUCCAACUUAUACUACUUUGGAGUUUGAAACUAUGCAGAUUCUGUAUAAUGGCAAUGACAGUUCUUCAGCAGAACCACUCAACAUGAACACUGCAGACAAUGGAGUCAGUGGACUUUGUGCAAUAUGUGGCGAUAGAGCAACUGGCAAACAUUAUGGCGCCUCCAGUUGUGAUGGGUGCAAGGGCUUCUUUAGACGCAGCAUACGGAAGAGUCAUGUUUAUACCUGCAGAUUCAACCGACAGUGUAUUGUUGACAAGGACAAGAGGAAUCAAUGCAGAUACUGUCGUUUAAAAAAGUGUUUUCGAGCAGGAAUGAAAAAAGAAGCUGUACAAAAUGAACGGGACAGGAUAAGCACAAGAAGGAGCACAUUUGAUGGCAGCAACAUCCCCUCUAUUAACACAUUGUCACAAGCUGAGGCUCUUUCUCGGCAGAUCCCUGUCUCGAGUCCUGGUGCUAGUACUGACAUCAAUGUAAAGAAACUUGCCAGUAUUAGCGAUGUCUGUGAAUCUAUGAAGCAACAGCUCUUGGUCCUUGUAGAGUGGGCUAAAUAUAUUCCAGCCUUCUGUGAACUACCAUUGGACGAUCAGGUUGCCCUGCUAAGAGCGCAUGCUGGGGAACACCUCUUGCUUGGAGCAGCAAAACGGUCCAUGGCGUAUAAGGACAUUUUACUUUUAGGUAACGAUUAUAUCAUCCAUCGCAACAGUUCUGAAGUCGAGAUCAGCCGAGUGGCAAACCGGAUUCUAGAUGAGCUAGUCCGACCAUUCCAGGAAAUUCAAAUAGAUGACAAUGAGUAUGCUUGCUUGAAAGCAAUUGUGUUUUUUGAUCCAGAUGCAAAGGGAUUGAGUGACCCAUUAAAGAUUAAGAACAUGCGGUUCCAAGUCCAAAUCAGUUUAGAGGAUUACAUUAAUGACCGUCAGUAUGACUCCAGGGGGAGGUUUGGAGAACUUCUGCUUCUAUUGCCUACGCUUCAGAGCAUCACUUGGCAAAUGAUUGAGCAAAUACAGUUGGUCAAACUGUUUGGAAUGGUUAAAAUUGACAGUUUGCUUCAGGAAAUGUUACUAGGGGGUACGUCUAAUGAUGCCAGUCAUCUUCAUCAUCCAGUACAUCCUCAUUUAGCUCAGGAUCCAUUAACUGGCCAAACUAUUCUCAUAAGUUCAAUGUCUGCUCCUGUACAUACAGAACAGAUCUCAACUCCAGAAACUCCAUUACCUUCCCCUCCGCAAGGCUCUGGACAAGACUACAAAAUGUCUACAAACCAGGCUACAGUCAUAACACAGCAAUCAAUUUUAAAACAAAAACCAUUGUGAUAAUUUUUUUUUAUUUUUAUUUUUGUUUUCUUUUCUUUUACAUGCACUGUAUAAAUUGUUAGGACACCUGGAUGGUGGAAACCUCAGGAUAGCAAAUAAGGCCACCCCUUGACCCAAGGAAGUACAGGGGGCUGUUCUUAUAAUUCUUCUGUUUCAAAACUCAGAAAGCAAGGUACACUAUUAUGAAUGAUGAAUUUGCCGUACACUUGGGGAUACUGGUAGUCUUACAGCAUAUGUAUAUUUUGGUAAUGCCUUUGGAUCAUUGAAUUGAACAGGUUCAUUUUUAUUUCCCAUUUGUAGUUGUCAUCUUAAUAUUGUUUAUUUUAGAUCUGUAAGUAAUUUCUUCAUUGAAAUGUCACUUGGAACUAAUUGUGCUUGUUUAGCUAUGAAUGGUGAACUUAAGACAUGGAUUAACACAAGCCAAGAGUUCAUAAAUAAUAAAAGAGGAGGUUGUUAAAUAAAACAGACGUAUUACAUUUAGAGUGAAAAUACAUAAUGGAUAGGAGGGUCUGUUUCAUUAAAAUAAAUCCUAAUGUGGGGAUACCAUGAUCUUGAAGUAUGACUAUACCAGAAGAGUUAAGCGUGUAGAAUGAUAGCUGUCAUGUUUACCUAUCAGUUUAUGUGAAUACGGUAAAAUGAGAGAACCUGCAACAUGCAGCUGUGUGUUAAAAAUGAAACAUGGGUAUAGGGAAUGACUUUGAUCAUGCACACACACUGUGUUUGCUCACAGUUGGAAUUUGUUAUGAUGAUCUAUUUACUGACUCAGAAAGAGGUUUUCAUGCUAUGCUUUCAUUCAUGAAUUAUUGACAUCACAAGAAAAUUUCUACUUCGCACAGUCUGGUUGUUCAUACGAGGAAUGAUUUUUCCUUUAAUGGAGACUUUCUCCCCAAAAGCUGUUAAAAAGUGCCAAAUAAUGUGGUCUCUUGGGUUAUUUUAAUGAAAUAACACAUUGGAGUCAGAGAUUCAGCAAAGAGAUGUGACCUGGCGCAAAUACCUUGGUUUAUUAUAACAUCAUAAGUUCAUACAAUCAUCACAGGCAGCUAACUCCCUGACUCUUAAAGUGGUAUACACACAACUGUAAGAACUUUUUGUCCUUUUUUGCAAACUUAAAGCCACAAUACCAUGUAAAACAAUUAGAAAAAGUUUGAGUGCUGACUUGUAAACUCAGAAUGCUUUAAUGAGAAUUCACAUAACACCGAGCAGUAUGUGUGUUCCUUUAGGGUAUUCUGCAAUAGUUGUAUUUGUGGUUAAAUCUGCAUACAAUAGCUCUUAAUGUUCGUCUUUUGCUUUUUAAAAAGUGUUUUCCUUUUUAUUGGUCAUUUUGUAUUUUUUAUGAAUAAGCAUAUAUUGCAUUACUCUGUGGAGCAAUAAUGUCUCCUUUCUCAUCUCCUUUAUGAUAUGUAUGAUUCACUUUUUGAUGAUCUUGAUCAUACUCUCUUUGAUGCCUAGGGGAGGUUUGCAAUUAAUUUCAGUGGAAGCAGGGUUGUAUCCCUUGUAUGCAAAUUGGACCAUAGGCGCCGAUUCCGUGGGUGCUCCAGGGCUGGAGCACCCACAGAAAAAAAUAGUGGGUGCUCAGCACCCACCAACAGCCCCGCAGAUCAGCUCCUACCUUUUCCCCCUCAGUGCCUCCUGCCUGCCAGUGAUCAACUGUUCAGCAGCAUGCAGGAGGAGGAGGAGCAAGGGCAGGAUCUGGGGUGGAGUGGGGGUCCAGCACUCCUGGGGAAAUCACGAAGUCGGCACCUCUGUAUGGAACUGAGUCUUUUUUGAAACUACAAUGUAGCUUUUAGGUGCUGAGCACAUGCAACUCCCAUUUAAGUGACUAUACCUAUUCCUACUCCUACUGAAGUCCAUGGCAGAGCUCCAUUGACUUCAGUGGGACCAGGUUCGGGCCUACUGACUUGAAUGCACCAAAUACUUCAUGACUGAGGUUUCACCCUGUUUGGGUUCAUUCUGUAAUUUUCCCAGGUACGCUUCGUGAAUGCCUCUAUAACUGACGCAGAGCACAGCUUAUUGUAUUUGGUUCUUACACUGUAUUUUAGACAGAGAAUGUACAACAGAAUGUUUUCACAAACUGCCAGAAUGUACUGGAUAAAAUCAUAUACUGUAGUAUGAUAUCUUGCUAAAGGAUGUUAUCUGUUUUAUACAGUACAUUGCAUUUUUUUCAAAUAAGGAAAACACUACUGUAAUUUAUUGGGAUAUGCUGAUUUAUUUUAUAAAUGUAACAUUAUUUUUGUAAACUUAAUUAUGCAAAAAUCAAAAAUGAUUCGCUUUGUUAAACCUUAAAUUAUAUUAAAAUGAAAUCUAUAUGUCUGAACUGUGAUGUCAUGUUUGUAUGUCGAGCAUUCAAGAUAAAAAUGGUUGCUGGAAAUAACCAUCAAUCAUCAUAAUUAUCAAUGCUCAAUAAACAGAUAUAUAAACUAUGUGUAUGUCAAAUACGCUCUGUGGUAACUUUUUGGCCAUUUACAUAAUUGCAUGAAAAGACUGAUGUAAUUUUAUAUUGUCAUAUAAAUAAGUACAAAAAAGUUACAAAUCUGCAUCUUCACUAUAUUAAAAUCAUAUGGAAAAUGUACGAUAGCAACACAUUACUUGCCAUUCUGUAGCAUUGUUUUAGUAUUAUAUAGCAACAGUUUUCAGUUUUUGAUCCUGACCCAGAAAAUCAUUCAAACACACACUUAGCUCAGUCCCUACUGAGGAAAUCACUUAAACCCAGGCUUAACUUUAAGUCUGUGCUUAAUAUUAAGCAUGUAAGUAACUACUGUUCUUGGAUUGGGAUAGUUUCCUGAAUCAUGGCCUUUGUAAUUCUGUAGAUUUCAAAUUAUUUAAACAGUUUAAUUUAGUUGAAACUUGGUAAUACUUGAAUGUUUAGAAGUAGAUUUUUUUCUUUCUAUCUUUUUUCCCCUUAAGAUUCCUUGCAAUGUAUUUUAUCAUAUUAUCAGCAUCUGUUCUGCCUUGGGCCAAAUGUUCAACUGUUUGUCUCUUUAUAAGGUGGGUGGGUGUUGACUAGUGUUGAUGUUGAAGAUUUUUUAGGCCUUUUGAGCAACCUUUGUCUGCAAUUGAUGAUUCCAGUUUAGGAAUCUCUGUGCCCUUUACUUGCAAUGCUGAAUUGGAUGCAAGGAGGGGGUAAUUUGGACAAGAGAGAUGUUCUCCCUUUUUUAGCUGGAAACACUACAGUAAGGCCUGAUCCAAAAUCCAAACUGAAGUUAAUGUAAUGCUAACAGACCCUGGUCAUCCACAGCCAGGAUAAAACCUGGGAUCCCUGGAGCUUAAUGCAUGAGCCACUACUGCACGAGCUAAAAGACACACUUCUCUCUUGGCUAAGGCUGUAGCAGGCUUAUCAAUCUCUACCUGGUCUAGCCACCACUAGAGGGGAACAGAGCACCAUACCAAGCAGGCGUGGGUUACAUACUUCCUCUAGCUGAGGAGGCACAUCCUGAGAUUCAGAGACUUCCCAGUUGAUAUCCCAGAUGAACCCCCACUUGUAAUGCUGACAGAUUCCGGCAGCCAGGAUCAAACCGGGGAUGCAUGAGCCACUGCUGCAUGAACUAAAAGACACAUCUCUCUUAGCCAAAGCUGUAGCAAGCUCAUCGAUCACUAGCAUUCUGACCACCACUAGAGGGGGACAGAGUGACACCCCAAGCAGACAUGGGUUGGGUUACAUCAAUAAAAAGCAUCCCAUUGACUUUAAUGGCCUUUCAGUCAGGCUCCUGUAGGGUUCUGUUAUAUUAAUUUAAAGGAAUAAAUGGACCAAAAGAAUCAAAGGUGUUAACAUGACCCUGAAACUUUCCUACAUACGUUUAAACAAACUUCAGGGUUUGGUAUACAGUGACCUCAUCCUGUUAAUACCAUGGCAAACACACCAUAAACAUUCUUUUUAACCUUUUAUUAAAGAUACAGAAAAAUAAGGAAAGACAGUAAAAACACUUGAAAUGUAAAGUGUUAAAUAAGGGUUUCAUUUUAACCACAUCCCUUGUUCCCUUUCCCUUUAGCUGGAGAGAGUUUUUGGAAAGAAACUGCCUGAACUGACAGUCUCUUAGAUGGUAUUAAAGAUCGUAAUAGCUGUCUUUUGGGGGAGACAAAAGAAGUCAGUUGAGAUGGGCUGGAAUGAUUGUUUUCACUGUUGUUAAAGUCUGAUCCCGUUUCCUAGACCGUGAAACAAGACAAAGACACACGAAAAGAGAAAGAAAAGAACAGCAAAUACAGAAAAUGCAGCGUCUCUCUGGUGUUGACUCUCACUUGCAACCUCACUGCUAGAAAAUCUAAGGCACAGGACAUAGACUUAUCAGGCAACCCAAGUCCUGGCAAACAUUGGGCUAUUCAAGGCAUUGCUUUUUGCUGCCUCUUUCUGGUCACAGGCUCAAAGAAAAGUUGCAAAAUGUGCAGUCUUGGUAAGCUAACCCAGACUCUUAUUAGACAGAAGGAAAAAAGAGAAGAGAUAGGAAAAAAAAGAAAUAGGGUUGAGAAGGAAAAGGACACAUGAAGAGGGGGACAAAGUCUCACACCCCAGGUGGGUGUUCAGGAUUCAGCUGGAGCCAAUGAAGAUGGCAGUGUCAUCAGGGUCCCUCUGUCUGACCCAGUCUGGUCAAGACAUAUCUCAGGAUCAGGAUGAUGAAGGCACAGUGGUGGCAGGCUGGAUCCUGGGUUACGAAAAGAUGGUGAGGAUGGUAGCCAUGAUGGUGAAGCCUGCUUCUUCUCUUUCUUUCAUCUUUCAGUCAGCCAGCUUUUAUGUUUCCCUCUGUCUGAUAAUUUUUACCCUCUUGAGCAGUGGUUCUCAAACUGUUUUUCUUCACAGACCACUUGAAGAUUGCUGAGGGUCUCGGUGGACGACUUAAUGAUCUUUCCAAAUGUUGUUUGUACCGUUAGCUAACUAUUGUAAAGCACUUUGGAUAAAAACGCUAUAUAUAAAAAAGUAAUAAUAAUUAACUAUUUUUUGUUCUACAAAUAAAAGCACACAACUCAUAUUUUAA
This is a messenger RNA of Caretta caretta (loggerhead turtle), 6491 nucleotides long. It is a transcript of the gene HNF4G, whose product is annotated as hepatocyte nuclear factor 4 gamma. The record is from RefSeq and is a predicted model, not a curated record. Gene Ontology annotation, biological process: regulation of DNA-templated transcription. Lineage: Eukaryota; Metazoa; Chordata; Testudines; Cheloniidae. Gene Ontology annotation, molecular function: zinc ion binding; DNA-binding transcription factor activity; RNA polymerase II cis-regulatory region sequence-specific DNA binding.